UUCAACUUAAAGUCAAUCAAUCCUCACAAGUAAAGCAAAUAUAUUCAGAAAAAUGCAGGGCGUUGAAAAAAUGCCAAUUAAAUUGAAUAAUUACAUUGAAGCGCACAAUAAACAGAAGCUUUCAAAGCAUUCUUCCCCAAAUAAAUGAAAAUAUAAGGCGAUCAAAAGAAAAAGGCCCACAGUAUCCACAUACGGAGUAGCAGUAACUCAAAGAAAAAGACUACGACGUCAUAGCCAAAGGACACUAUAUAUUUAAAACAAAUGAUAUACCAAAAAUUACUAGAACAAAACGUACCGAAAUGCUAUGAAGGACAACCAAAACCUUAAAAGAAUAAUGUAAUUUAUGUGCUGUUAAUAAGCCAAAAGGAUAUAUUGUGUGAAAUAAAGAUAUAUUGAAAAGGCACAAAGGAAAAAUAUGUUGAGAUUAUGAAGCGAAAAAAAAUAUUUUGGGUACAUUAGAGAAAAAAAUCUAAACACAAAAAGUGCUUCAAUUGCUUUCUAAGCAUCUACAAAGGAUUUAAAGCAAAUCAAAGUAUUUUAAAAAUUAUAAUGGAUAAAAGGAUAAAAUGACUCUAAUAAAUUUAUGUAUAUAAGCCAGCAGCACUAUUAAAUUUUUCAACAAAUAUAAAAGAAGCCUCAACCUUUUCCAAACACUUAAGUGAACCAAUACUGAUUUGUUUCUACGCACGUAAUGAAGACAUUCCCUCGCACUCUUGCGCUGCAUUUAAAGUUUACUAAAUUGCUUCUAAUUAUUGUUUUCUUAUUAUUGAAUAUUGAUUCCAUAUUAUUGCCCCCAAGGCAAAUACAACUACAUCAAGUUAAAGCUGAAGUUUUCACUUUGGGUUAUUUGACUGGAUCAGAACGCAGCCCGGGUAACUUGGACUAUCAACGACCAGGUAAAACCAUAUCCGGUGCAAUUUCCCUUGCCGUUUCCCAAGUUAAUCAGGGAACACUACAACAGCUUGGACAUAAAUUGGAGUUUAUUGUUGCAGAAACAUUUGGUGAUGAGGUGUCAAGUAUACGCCAAACAGCCUCAUUGUGGACUAAACAAAUAGCAGCAUACAUUGGCCCACAGGAAACAUGUGUACACGAGGGACGCAUGGCUGCUGCUUUUAAUUUACCUAUGAUAUCAUAUUACUGCACAUAUCGUGAUACUUCCAAUAAACAAAAUUUUCCCACGUUUGCUCGCACCCGUCCACCGGAUACCCAAAUAUCAAAAUCGGUUGUGUCACUUUUACUUGCUUUUAACUGGACUGAGGUGUCCUUUCUGUACCUUGAUAAUCCGAAUACACUUUACAAUCCUGUAGCGGAUACUAUUCUCAAUAUACUUCGAAACGCUGGAGUUAAUGUGCGUGACAUACAAACAUGGAAUACAAUUUAUCAUCAUGGUUUCAUGGCCAAUCCUUUCGACGAAUUGGUAGACCGCACUUAUGUCAAUACAAGAAUUUACCUCAUAUUGGGUCACUAUUAUGAACAUAUCGGCCUCAUGGUCAGCCUUCAGCGAAAAGGUUUACUUGCCAAAGGCGAAUACUUUGUUGUCGGAAUCGAUAUCGAACAAUAUGAUCCCUCGUCGCCAGAUAAAUAUUUUCGUGGUUUAUUGCUGGAGAAAAUCGAUAAAAAUGCCGAGUUAGCAUUCCGGUCGUAUCUGGGGAUUUAUCCUACAGCACCGGUGUCGUUUGAACAAUUCGCUAAGGAGGUAAAUAGAUACAUGGAACAACCGCCAUUUAAUUUUCCCAAUCCACUCGGCUAUUUUGGAGGCUCCAAGCAGAUAAGCGCUGAAGCUGCAUAUCUCUACGAUGCUGUUCAUUUGUAUGCAAAUGCCUUAAUAAAAGUUCUUGAAUUAGGAGGCAAACCCAAAAAUGGCACCGCCAUUAUUGCGGCCAUAAAAGGGUCUAAAUACUUAAGCGCAAUGGGUUACCAUGUCUAUGUCGAUGAAAAUGGUGAUGCAGCUGGAAAUUAUACAGUAUUAGCGCAUGGACUAGCGCGCAAUCAUAAAAACAUGACCACUCCCGGUCUGGUACCGGUAGGAACUUUUAGUCAGUCACAAACUGAUAAAUUGCCUGAUCUCAAUUUAUAUGGCAAGAUUCAGUGGGUUGGCGGUAGGCGCCCCGCAGCCGAGCCAAAAUGUGGUUUUGCGGGUGAAAAGUGUAUCAGUUACACUGGUGAAAUUUCAGCAGGUAUUGCCGGUGGCGCCUUGUUGCUCUUGGGUAUCGUUUCAUUGGUUUUAUAUCGAAAUUGGCGUUAUGAACAGGAACUUGAUAGUUUGCUGUGGAAGAUUGAUUUUCGGGAAGUACAAAUGCAUGAAAAUGAGAAGGAAACUACAAAUCAAAAGCAAACUAGAUCGACACAUCCUUUGAUACGCACGAGCCAAGUUAGUCUGAGUUCGAAUCCUGAUGCAGACUUCCGUUACACAACUAUUUUUACGCCCAUCGGCCUGUACAAGGGUCAAUUGUACGCUAUUAAGAAAGUGCGCAAGAAAUGCGUUGAUAUCACACGCGAAAUGAAAAAGGAAUUAAAAUUGCUUCGGGACGCUCGCCAUGACAACAUUUGUGCAUUUAUUGGUGCCUGCACCGAUCCACCGAACAUUUGCGUCAUCACCGAGUACUGCACACGGGGAAGCUUAAAGGACAUACUCGAGAAUGAGGAUGUUAAAUUGGACAACAUGUUUAUCGCUUCAAUGGUAGCUGAUAUUAUUCGUGGCGUCAUUUACUUACACGAAUCUCCCAUUCGAUUUCAUGGAUCACUUUGUACUUCAAAUUGCCUCGUCGAUUCACGCUGGGUCGUUAAACUCACCGAUUUUGGUUUGUUCGCCUUUAAGAAAGGCAGCGAGGACAACUCAACGGAUAUGCAGACCAUGAUUGCCAAGUGUACAAAAUUACUUUACCGAGCUCCCGAAUUAUUAAGACUGGGUCCUGCAUCUUUAGUAAUGGGUACACAAAAAGGUGAUGCUUACUCAUUUGGAAUUUUGCUCUAUGAAAUACAUACACGUCAUGGUCCCUUCGGUGAAACUGGUCUAACCUCCAUGCAGUGUUUACAAAAAGUAUUACAAGUACAGGAUCUUCUAUAUCCAUACCGACCAUCACUUCAACCACUGGAAACGUCUUUUGAUUGUGUGCGAGAAAUAUUACGUGAAUGUUGGUCUGAGCGACCAGAAGAGCGACCAGAUUUUAAGACAAUACGUGCUAAAUUACGUCCACUACGUAAAGGCAUGAAACCUAAUAUAUUUGACAAUAUGAUGUCUAUGAUGGAGAAAUAUGCGAAUAAUUUAGAGGCUUUAGUAGAUGAGCGUACAGAUCAAUUGCAGGAGGAAAAGAAGAAGACUGAUGCAUUACUUUUGGAAAUGUUACCACGACCCGUUGCAGAACAAUUGAAGAAGGGAAAUAAAGUAGAUCCGGAAAGCUAUGAACAAGUAUCAAUAUAUUUCAGCGAUAUUGUCGGCUUUACAGCAAUGUCCGCUGAAAGUACUCCAUUGCAAGUAGUUGAUUUUCUAAAUGAUUUAUAUACUUGUUUUGAUUCUAUCAUUGGGCAUUAUGAUGUGUAUAAAGUGGAGACAAUAGGUGAUGCUUAUAUGGUCGUUUCCGGCUUACCAAUAAGAAAUGGUGAUUUACAUGCAGCCGAAAUUGCAUCUAUGUCGUUGCAUUUACUGAAUGCAGUUUCAGAAUUUAAAAUACGUCAUCGACCUACAAAUAAAUUACUAUUGCGUAUUGGCAUUCAUACUGGACCCGUUUGUGCUGGAGUUGUGGGUUUGAAAAUGCCACGUUAUUGUUUGUUUGGUGACACAGUGAAUACGGCAUCACGCAUGGAGUCCAGUGGUGUACCGCUAAAAAUUCAUUGUAGCUGGCAGUGCAAAGAGUUAUUGGAGAAGUUGGGUGGUUAUCAUUAUCAGGAACGUGGUUUAAUAUCCAUGAAGGGUAAAGGUGAUCAACGUACCUAUUGGUUGCUUGGCGAAGAUGAAGAGGCGCGCGAAAAACGCACCUAUGAACGCUCACAAAGACGUGGUUCUCGUGCUCUCAAUAAAUUUAUACAAGGUACCAUUAAACAAAAUCAAUCAAUUAGUGAUAACGGCAUACGCUCAUCACUGAAAAAUAAAGGUUUGCCGAGAAACUCGUUAACACGUUCUUCGAGUCUAGAAUCACCAAAGAAGCUAAGAUUCGCUACAGGAACUCUUCUGGAACAUCAUAGAUACCAUAGUGAUGAGGCUUUGUUGGAAAUCAUAACUGAUGGUACAGGCAUAACUGUCAGGCGUUCCUCAGGUGCUUCCACACAUUCACGUUAUGAGGAGUCCACAUUAUCUUGCCAAAGCAUUGACGAUUUCACCACCUUACAACGCAAACGUCGACCUUCGUCCUAUCCGACUGCCAAUACGCCGCUGCUAAUAAGUCACAUAGAAACUUGACUAUAAAAAGGUUACAGGAAAUCUUAAAAAGAUAAAUUUAC
This is a messenger RNA of Teleopsis dalmanni, 4437 nucleotides long. Its product is annotated as guanylate cyclase 32E. NCBI's taxonomy places the organism in Eukaryota, Metazoa, Arthropoda, Insecta, Diptera, Diopsidae. Bases 692 to 4396 code for a protein of 1234 amino acids. The record is from RefSeq and is a predicted model, not a curated record. Gene Ontology annotation, biological process: intracellular signal transduction; cGMP biosynthetic process; receptor guanylyl cyclase signaling pathway. The transcript has 20 exons. Gene Ontology annotation, molecular function: guanylate cyclase activity; peptide receptor activity; ATP binding.